Messenger RNA from Ectocarpus siliculosus, 1308 nucleotides. NCBI's taxonomy places the organism in Eukaryota, Phaeophyceae, Ectocarpales, Ectocarpaceae. The record is from the annotation of a GenBank genome assembly.
AUGCGAAGUUGGAGAAUACCGCUGGCGGUAGCCCUAUUGAGCGGUGCAUCCGCGCUAUUCCUCUACGCGUGCACCACUUUCCGGAGAGGGGAAGACGGGGACAUGCACGGCAGCCUAACCAUAGGCUUCGAAGAUGGGUCGUGGAGAACGGCCAAAGGUGGGAGAGGCCGGGAUGAAGAGGUUUCGUACUCGGUCAUCGUGGUGGCUUCAAAUCCCCGCCCGUCCAACCUGUUUCGCGACAGGAAGAGGGUGAAAGCGCACAGCAGAGGCGUCAUAUCGGUUCGAUUCGCCGACCCAGUCCCGCGGAACUUUGUCGGAGAGCACGCGUUUGGCGUUGCUCACGACGAGCGGGCGGAACGGCGUCUCAGGAUGAUUCACACCGCGGAUCUCGUCGACAAAGAUCAAGCUCCUGAUCCAAACCAGGAACCUCUAUCUCCCCACCAAGCUCCCGGGCGCGUGCUGGUCAAACGUUGCCCGCAACUACCCCUACAACAGACCGAGGUAGACCCCGAAACCUCCAGCCGCCGGGCACGUUUGGCGGAGGUCGUUUCCGACUACCAGGCUCUGCAUGCGGACCUCGAAAUCUACGCAAGCACCGCGCCAGACCUGAACGCUUCGCAGUGGAGAGACCUGCUGCUGCGGUCGAGGUUCACCGUUUCUCCUGGGGGGCACAACCCAGAAACUUUCCGAACCUUCGAGGCGCUGGAGGGGGGGUCGAUUCCGAUCAUCUCGAAGAGCGACUACACGGACCCGGCUUUCCACAAAGAAAUAAGAGUGGAGGCCUGCGGGACCGGGGAUGCCGCCUGGAACACCGUCGCCGCGUCGCCCUUCGCCCGAGCAGUGUCCGUCGACACCUGGGAAGAUCUGCCCGAGCUGUUGGACCGCCUGCAUGCAGAGCCAGAUAGUUUCCUUGACCGCCUUCAGGCUGAUUGCGGUGCGUGGUACGACGCGCUCAUGAACAGGACGUACGCGAGCUUGCUCGACUUUGGCGACGGGUUAGAUCUGUGGCCCCAGGCAGGACCCAUCCUCGCCGACUACCGCAAGACCCCCGGGCCCGGUGGACUGCCUUGAGAAACUCGUCUUGCUCCUACCUAGCCCCGGCCGGAAGCUUGUUGCGGAGGAAAUUCUGGCCAGCUGCAGCGUGGGGGGUCGAGGCAACGCGGCGGCCCCGUCAGACGUACCAAGCGGGUUGUCUAUACCAAGAUCUCUGAAUUUUGCGACUUCAAGCGGUCCACAAAAACUGUCAUCGUUGGUGAUAUUGAUCGAAGAUCAACAUCGGCCGGCGCCCAUCGUGACCUAGUUGGUGAC